Metopolophium dirhodum (rose-grain aphid) is the source of this 2342-nucleotide messenger RNA. RefSeq lists its product as uncharacterized. NCBI's taxonomy places the organism in Eukaryota, Metazoa, Arthropoda, Insecta, Hemiptera, Aphididae. The transcript is spliced from 5 exons. The coding region runs from base 270 to 1121 and encodes 283 amino acids. The record is from RefSeq and is a predicted model, not a curated record.
CCGACGAUAUACCUACUAUAGUACACGCUCAGUUUAUUUCAACGUCGAAAGGUUCUGAUUAUUGCAAUAAUUAUGUCGAUGUAUUCAUUUUGCACGUUCUGUACAGUUGACCGCGUAUUAAUAAUGUACACAUUUAUUUCAUGAACAUUUUACAAUAUUAUAAUUAUUCCGAUGAUACUACUAUAUCCGUUAUCUACGAUCUUCCUUCACGUCAGUUAAAUACAUAAAUAUUUUAUGUACUAGUAGUGGUGUAUGUCAUUCAAUCGAAUAUGAGUAUUAUUUUUAUUUUAUUGAUACUUGUAUGGAAUCAGAUAUCAGGUAAUUAUGUUAUUGCAAGGUAUGCCUUGUUUAGAGUUGGCAAUAACGAAAAAAUGUCUACAAUGAAUAACGAAUCGUGUGUAUCUUGUAUCUGUGAACCUAUGGCCGGAAAUUGCAAUGAAGAAUUUUGCAUGGAUCCCAAAAGUAUUCAUUUAUGCAAAAACAAAACUUAUCAAGCAAAUACUGAAUUUAGUGCUCCGGCCACAACAUUUAGUCUUCGCAAUAUUGGAUUUAUAUUCAAAAUGUUUAUAUGCAUGUGUGUAUUGUAUAUGUUUAUAAUACACGCAUCUGGAGAUUGCUUCGAAUCAAGAUCUACAAGAAGAAUACAUUCAAGUUUAAAUCAAAUUCUAUCAGAUGACGGUCUACCGUCCACUAACAGUGAUGACCGAAGUUGUGUAAUGCCACUGAAUGUCAAUUCGGGAUACGACAAUGACAUUAGUGACCCGCCUCCUUCGUAUGACGAUACGCAAAUCACUAGGACACACGUCGCAAGUCCACCAGUGCAGGGUUCUGAUUUAAAUCACGUUGAGCUUAGCACUUCCAAUUACUACGACAGUGUACGCUUAUUUUUAACGUCCCCGAUCGACGAGCCACCGCCUUCGUACGACGAAUUACCGCCGCCGUACGACGAGUGCUUUGCAAUCCAUCAUUUGAAACCCACACAGGUUCAUAAUUUACCACCGAGUUGUGGGAAUGAUCAUAAUAUUUUGUAUAUGACUAUACCGGUCGAUACGAUAGAAUCCGCACGAGAUUCGCAAGAGACAUUUGUAUCCGAAACCGAACUGUUGUGCACCCAAGUCUGAUGUAGGCGACCGGUCGGGUUCACCGCGUGUGUCAUAUUCUUGUUGAUCUAUUACCUAUUACGAACGAAGAAUUUUUCAUACCAAUACAGUCUUACGUUACAGGUUAGAUUAUGACUUUGGCCAUAUUUAGAGCUACUGGUUUAAUUCACAUUUUUUAAUUAUUAUAUUAAUAUUUGCUUGUGAAAAUCUGUUUGGUCCAUUGAAAUCUCUCCCUAUUUUGAUAAAGCUUUGAAAUCGAACAUGUCUAGUAGCUUUUGAUUAAGUACAGUUCAUAAAACAUUUUUAAAUUGUUUCUGCUGUAGGUAUGUUAUUCCUAGAUGGCUAGGUGCUUAUAUUUUUUUCAUUAUUAUGCUUUAAAAUAAUAUUUUGUAAUUCAAUUUCAAUUUUUAAAAAUCAAUUUAAUAUAUUAUUGGUAUUAUUAACAUAUUCUUUUUCAAAAAUAUUUUUAAGCAUUUUUAAAAAUGAUUUUGAACUGUAAGUUCGACACUAAAACCAAUAUUUAAAAAUAAAAAUUGUUGUUUUAAACUAUAUUGAACUAAACGAACAAUAUUAUUUAUAUUUAUAUUAUAUAUUAUGUAUACUUAGUUUACAAUUAUUACUUAGACUAAGUUUGGUAAGCAACAACUAUAUCGCCUAUGACCAAUGUUAAUAUUGAAAUUAAAUAUCUUACAUAAAGUGAAUCUCUAAAAAAUAAUGUAUCGGUUAUUACAGAUGUAUAUAACUAAUUAUAAUUAUUAAUUUAUAAGUUAUAACUAUUUUACAAAGUGGUUGUACAAUAUUCUUCUCUAUGUCGGACAAUAUUAUGAGCAAUCAAUUAAAACGUACUGAAGUAUAUAUUUAUGAAAUAUUUAUGUUUAUAUACCUAUUAAAUACCUACCUCCCAGAAACCAUUUUGUAACAAUAAUAUUAUAAUAACGUUAUACUACUAUUAUCCGUGAUUAUAAUGUUAUAAUAAUAUUAUUAAACAAAAAAUUGUUGUCUGGACAGUAUUUUAGUUUUUGUAAAAGUUGUAUCCAGCCUAUUUGUACGAGGUAAAUUGUAUUCUUUUACUUCUAUUAUAUUUUAGACUUUAAUUUAGUUUUUACAAUGUGAAUUUCCACGUAUAUGGUGUUAAAAUAUUUUGUAACGAUACCACCGAUACGAGAAAUAGUAUUAUUUCUUUGUGAUGUUUAAGUUAAACAACUUUGUUAGAAAAUAAAAUAAAAUAAAAUAAUUUUUUUA